UCUGCCGGUGCUGCAGACUGCCAGUGAGGGAGUGAGAGAAGAGGAGCCUCUCUCCGCUGCUGGCCAGGUGCCUCCCGUUGCCUUCCCGUGACUCGCCGGGGGACUGACAGCGCUUUAUGCCCCCUGCAGCAGCGCCGUCCCGCUGCCUCUCCCCCGCCUCUGCCUCCCGGAUCCGGUCCUCUCCCCUCUCACACGCUCCGGGACGCAUAGUCCUACACAGGACUACAGCUGAGUGAGUCCUCUGCUUGUUUUUUUUUUUUUUUUUGUGUCCGUGUCCCGCCUCUCCCAAACACCCCCCCGCCCCUUCUCCGCUCCUCCCUCACCCCACCCCGACUCGCACCCAGAGGAGCGUCCUGGGGGGCGGACGGACAGACGGACGGACGGAUGGGCAAACGAGAAGAGAGACAGGCAGACAUGGAGCCCCUGAAAAGCGGCGGGUCGGUCCGGCACAGUCGCGCCCGGUCCGGGGACACGGUCCACGCCAGCGUCCUCGUCGUGCUGCUGAUCGGGGUAUGGUGUGCCCAGGCCCUGGAGGUGUCGGUGGGGAAGGUGCACUUUGUGGAGGUGAUGAACGGCAGCACUGUCCUCCUGCCAUGCACCUACUCCAGCUGCAUCGGCAUCAAGAAUCUCUACUUCAGCUGGCGCUACAAUGACAAUGGCACUAUGCGAAUGUUGUGCAAUGGGACCAUCCCGGCAGAGGGGGUGGACCCCCGAAGCAAUACCUACAACCCGAGGGUGGAGUUUGUGGGAUCCAGCAAGAGCAGCAACAUCUCCAUCCUGCUGUGGAAUGUGACCUUCGAGGACGAGGGCGAGUACACCUGCUUCGCCCGCAACCCCAAGGAGAAGAACCGCAACCACAGCGCCGUCUUCACGCUCUUUGUGGUGGACGAGAUAAAGGAGGUUGACAACACCCUGACAGUUAUCAUUCUGUCUGUCGUGGGAGGGAUUAUCGGCUUGAUAAUCCUCGUCAUGAUUUUGAAGGCCCUCAUCCUUUUCAUCCUUGGCAAGGUCCAAAACAAGAAUAAAGAGUGCCUUGUGAGUUCUUCAGGGAUUGACAACACGGAAAAUGGCCUCACGGGAUCCAAAGCUGACAAUAAAGCAUCACCAAAGGCAUGAAAACAUGUAUGUAUGUAUGUAUAUAUAUGUGUGUCUAUACAUGUAUAUAUGUAUACAUGCAAAUAUAUAUAUAUGUUAAAUAGGUAAAUAGAAAGAACGCAGUAACUAUGGGCUUUUUCUUUUCUUUAUCUAAUGGAAAAGUGAUUAUAUAUAUAUAUAUAUAU
Messenger RNA from Megalops cyprinoides (Indo-Pacific tarpon), 1280 nucleotides. RefSeq names its product sodium channel, voltage-gated, type IV, beta a (gene scn4ba). Lineage: Eukaryota; Metazoa; Chordata; Actinopteri; Elopiformes; Megalopidae. Gene Ontology annotation, biological process: regulation of sodium ion transmembrane transporter activity; regulation of ventricular cardiac muscle cell membrane repolarization; cardiac muscle cell action potential involved in contraction. Bases 385 to 1116 code for a protein of 243 amino acids. Gene Ontology annotation, cellular component: voltage-gated sodium channel complex; membrane. Gene Ontology annotation, molecular function: transmembrane transporter binding; sodium channel regulator activity. The record is from RefSeq and is a predicted model, not a curated record. The transcript is spliced from 5 exons.